Messenger RNA from Salvia hispanica, 2106 nucleotides. The record is from RefSeq and is a predicted model, not a curated record. Lineage: Eukaryota; Viridiplantae; Streptophyta; Magnoliopsida; Lamiales; Lamiaceae.
ACACGAAAAUGUAAAUUAGAAAAAACAAAAAAAAAAAGAAAAAACCCAAAACCCCAAAAACCUCUCUCUCCCCGGCAGCCAUGGCUUCGGAGAAGAAGAAGCAGAAGAGGAAGAGAAAGAAGCACACUCUCUCGGAGCUCAAAACCAUGGGGCAGCAGCUUCUAACAUCAAGAGCUCACGUCAACAACCUCCCCCUUCUCCUAUCCUGCAUCACCCCCAAUUCUCCGCCACCACACGCCCUCGAAUCUCUCCUCUCACUCCAAUCCUUCUUCACUCCUCUCAUCCCCAAUCUCCCCUCCUCCUCCAAGCAUCCCGACGCCGAUCCCGACCCCGAAUUCAUCUACCUCACGUGGCUGCGCUCCAAAUUCGACGAGCUGACGCAGUGCCUCAUCGACCUCGUCUCCUCCUCCCAAUCCGACGGCGCUCUCAGGGAAGUUGUGCUUGAUUCGAUAAUGGAAUUUGUGAACGUCGGAAAUGCGGGGAAGUUCAAUACCGCUGUUUAUCACAGGCUUCUCCGUGCUAUUGUUCGUUCUGAGCUUAGUGUUGAUGACGUUGUAUUGGAUAUGCUAGCAGAGAAGUAUUUCAAUUACGUUGAUGUUCGGUACUCACUUGCAGUUCCUUCGAAAAGCUGGCUCGGACUUUGGAGAAGGAAGGUUCGGACUCUUUAUACUGUUAUGAUACUCAUCGGUGGGCAUGGAUCUAGUGAAAACAAAGAAGUAAGUCAGGAUGUGAAUGAUCUCGUCUCAAGAUCAAGCAUUGAGCUUUCCAUUCAAAAGAUGUACAAGUUAUUAGCCUGCAUCCAACCACUGGAAGCUGUAGAGGAGAAGUUAGAGAUGUGGAACGAAUCAGGCAUCUCCUCACAGGAUAAAGAGGGAAAGUAUAAAAAGUCCAAUGACAAUGUUUUGUCUUCCAAAAAUACUGCAAAGAAAAUGAAACAGAAGUUUACUAAAGCAUGGAUAUCAUUCCUCAGUCUGCCUCUUCCUCUUGAUGUAUACAAAGAGGUUCUUGUAACACUUCAUCAGUCUGUCAUUUCUCACCUCUCAAACCCCAUCAUGCUAUGUGAUUUCUUGACACGAUCCUAUGACAUAGGUGGUAUUGUCAGGGUUAUGGCUCUCAGCAGCCUCUUUAUACUGAUGACACAGCAUGGCCUUGAGUACCCCAACUUCUAUAAUAAACUCUAUGCUCUGUUGGAGCCCUCUGUGUUUAUGGCAAAACAUCGAUCAAAAUUCUUCCAGCUGCUGGGCUCGUGCUUGAAAUCAUCGCUGCUUCCUGCAUAUCUGGCUGCUGCUUUCUGCAAGAAAUUGAGUAGACUUGCACUGUUUGCCCCUCCUUCAGGAGCAUUAGUCAUCAUCGCUUUGGUUCACAACCUUCUACAGAGGCAUCCUUCGAUUAGUUUUCUGGUCCAUAGGGAAAUCGAUCCGGAUACUAUUGCAGAAAACAACACUCCUGAUGGUGCGAGCGAGGACUUGUUUGAAGAGAAGCCAGGAAUUGAUCACUUUAAAAAUGAGGAAAAUGAUCCUAGAGAUACCAAUGCUAUGAGAAGCUCUCUCUGGGAGAUCGACACUCUUCGUCAUCAUUACAGCCCUCCGGUUUCAAGAUUCGCUUUGUCUCUGGUGAAUGAUUUGGCUGUAAGAAGCAGACUUCCUGAAGUUGCAGUAAGCGAUUUCAGUUCGGGUUCAUAUGUUACAAUUUUCGGCGAUGAGAUAAGGCGAAGGGUCAAACAGGUGGCGUUGGCGUUCUACAAAACGACUCCCGCGUGCUUGUUUUCUGAGCUGGAUUUUCCGGGUUGGACAUUCAAAGAUGAUCACCAAGAUACAUCUGCAAAACGGAAACGCGUCGAUUCGAUUCAAGAACGUUAAGGAUAGGAGCAGCUGUUACCUCUUAUUUUAGGAUAGUGAUAAGUGAUAAGCUAUGGGCACAUAAUUUUUGGUGGAAUGGGAUUGAAGAUUAUUCAUAUAGAUGGACAGUUGUUAGAUGGUGACUUGACUUGUGUUUGUUUGAAAUAAUUUUAAAUUUGAGGGCCCGUUUGGCAGCUGGUAUAGAUAAAACUAAGGCUUGUUUGAAGAUGUGGUUAGCAUUGACCCAAUAAAUAAAGUGGUUGUUAAA